AUGGCGGCGCCCGUCCUGCCUCUGCAGCAGGUCAAGCUCGCCUCAUUACCCUCGACGCAGUUAACGCCCGAGCAACAAUACUGGCGCACCUUUAAGAACCCGCUCCUGAUCCCCUCACCGGCCAAUGGACCUGUCAACCUCAUCACUCAGCCCUCCGUUCCCUCCUCUGCUGCGGCAUUCCCCUCUCUUACACAGCCACCCGAUGUCUUCACCGUGACAACCGGCGCUCGCGUUCAGAUCUAUUCCAUUCGCACACGGAAACUCUUGCGGACAAUCACGCGGUUCGAGGAUACUGUGCGUGGCACCGACAUCCGUCCAGAUGGCCGUGUUUUGGUGACUGGUGACGACACCGGCUCCGUGCAAGUUUUCGACGUUAAGUCGCGCGCCAUUCUCAAGACAUGGAAAGACCACAAGCAGUCCGUUUGGGUGUCCAAAUUUUCGCCCAGCGACCCGACGGCUGUUCUCACGGCCAGUGACGACCGAACAGUGCGGUUGUGGGAUUUGCCCUCGCAAUCCAGCGCGCGCACCUUUGUCGGUCACAGCGAUUACGUGCGUAGCGGUGCAUUCAUGCCGGGCUCGAUGGCUUCGUCUGGUUUGGUGGUUUCGGGUUCGUAUGAUCGCACUGUCCGGUUAUGGGAUCCUCGUGUCGGCAACCGUGCCGCUAUGACUUUCAAGAUGGGUGCACCCAUCGAGACCGUUCUGCCCAUGCCCUCCGGAACUACCGUUCUGGCCGCGGCCGACAACAAGAUUGCCGUGUUGGAUAUCGUGGCUGGUAGGCCAUUGCACAUGAUUCAGAGCCACCAGAAGACUGUCACGUCUCUUGCGCUUGCCUCUAAUGGCGAGCGAUUGCUCAGUGGUGCGCUCGAUGGACACAUGAAGGUCUUUGAGACGACUGGGUGGAACCCCGUUUCUGGAUCUAAAUACCCCUCGCCCAUUCUCUCUCUGCGCGCUAUCACGUCCGGGACCGAAUAUGAGGAUAAGCACAUCGCCGUCGGUAUGCAGUCAGGUCUUCUGUCCAUCAAGACCCGCUUGUCUGGUCAACAGAAGAUCAAGGAGCGAGAACGCCGGAAAGAAAUGCAAGCUUUGCUGGAGGGAAAGUUGGAGGAACACGACCGGGAGGUUGCUAAGAAGAAGAAGGCGCGUGGUUCUGGGUGGGAGAAGCGUCUGCGUGGACGGGACUUCAUCGGAGAAGGUGCAGAGAUCGUCAUCGAGGGCCAAGACCGCAAGAAGCGCAAGAGAGAACAACCUUGGGAGAACGAUCUCCGCAAGGCACGCUACUCUGUUGCAUUGGACCAGGUCCUCUCCUCAGGCGACAAGACCUCCCAGCUCACACUUCUCACGGCCUUGCGCCACCGCUCUGCCCUUCGCGCCUCCCUGAAGGAUCGCGAUGAGGUUUCUCUCCAGCCUGUCCUGCAGUGGGUUCACAAGAACAUCCGUGAACCCCGCCUUGUCAACCUCACCGUCGAGGUCGCCAUGAACCUCCUCGAUAUCUACUCCGGUAACCUGGGCCAAUCCGCACAGGUUGAUAAGAUGAUUGAGCGUCUGCACCGCCGUGUCCGCGAAGAAGUGGAGAUGGCCCAACAAGCAUGGCAAACAAAGGGAAUGCUCGACAUGUUGAAGGCAACCUGA
Molecule: messenger RNA, 1629 nt
Organism: Penicillium bovifimosum
Lineage: Eukaryota; Fungi; Ascomycota; Eurotiomycetes; Eurotiales; Aspergillaceae
Product: snoRNA-binding rRNA-processing protein UTP15
Exons: 1
Coding region: 1-1629 (542 amino acids)
Biological process (GO): positive regulation of transcription by RNA polymerase I; rRNA processing
Cellular component (GO): nucleolus
Molecular function (GO): protein binding
Source: RefSeq, a predicted model, not a curated record